AUGUUUUCCAAGCUUGUACCACAAGCAGAAGUUUCUCCAUUUGAGUUUUUUGGAACAGCUUGCUUGACCAAACCAUUAUCCAGGAGCAUAGGGGAACAGCAACAGGAGGAGGAGCAGCAACAGGAGGAACAAGAGAACCUACAACAGGGGGAGCAGCAACAGGAGGAGGAGCAGCAACAUGAGGAGGAUCAGCAACAGGAGGACCUACAACAGGAGGAGCAGCAACAGGAGAAGCAGCAACAGGAGGAGCUACAACAGGAGGAGGAGCAGCAACAGGAGGAGGAGCAGAUGCAACAGAAACAACCCAAGACAAACGACAAGCGAGAAGGGUUAUUCAACUUUCUUGGGAAUUUUCCCCACACUUGGAAAACCUCCCGUCUGCCCCGGACGCCCGUCCCCUCUGACCCUGGACUGGCCCUGGGCCCACCCGUCUGGCCCCGGACGCCCACCCGUCUGGCCCCGGACGCCCACCCGUCUGGCCCCGGACGCCCACCCGUCUGGCCCUGGACGCCCACCCGUCUGACCCUGGACGCCCACCCGUCUGACCCUGGACGCCCACCUGUCUGGCCCUGGACGCCCACCUGUCUGGCCCUGGACGCCCACCUGUCUGGCCCUGGACGCCCACCUGUCUGGCCCUGGACGCCCACCUGUCUGGCCCUGGACGCCCACCCGUCUGGCCCUGGACGCCCACCCUGUCUGGCCCUGACGACGCCCACCCGUCUGGCCCUGGACGCCCACCCGUCUGGCCCUGGACGCCCACCCGUCUGGCCCUGGACGCCCACCCGUCUGGCCCCCUGGACGCCCUGGACGCCCACCCGUCUGGCCCUGGAACUGGCUGACCCUGGACGCCCCUGUCUGGCCCUCUCCGGCCCUGGACGCCCACCUGUCUGGCCCUGGACGCCCACCUGUCUGGCCCUGGACGCCCACCUGUCUGGCCCUGGACGCCCACACCGUCUGGCCCUGGACGCCCACCCUGUCUGGCCCUGGACGCCCACCCGUCUAGCCCUGGACGCCCACCGUGUCUGGCCCUGGACGCCCACCCGUCUGCCCUGGACGCCCACCCGUCUGGCCCUGGACGCCCACCUGUCUGGCCCUGGACGCCCACCCGUCUGGCCCUGGACGCCCACCUGUCUGGCCCUGGACGCCCACCCGUCUGGCCCUGGACGCCCACCUGUCUGGCCCUGGACGCCCACCCGUCUGGCCCUGGACGCCCACCCGUCUGGCCCUGGACGCCCACCCUGUCUGGCCCUGGACGCCCACCUGUCUGGCCCUGGACGCCCACCUGUCUGGCCCUGGACACUGUCUGGCCCUGGACGCCCACCUGUCUGGCCCUGGACGCCCACCUGUCUGGCCCUGGACGCCCACCUGUCUGGCCCUGGACGCCCACCCGUCUGGCCCUGGACGCCCACCCGUCUGGCCCUGGACGCCCACCCGUCUGGCCCUGGACGCCCACCCGUCUGGCCCUGGACGCCCACCCGUCUGGCCCUGGACGCCCACCCGUCUGGCCCUGGACGCCCACCCGUCUGGCCCUGGACGCCCACCUGUCUGGCCCUGGACGCCCACCCGUCUGGCCCUGGACGCCCACCCCGUCUGGCCCUGGACGCCCACCCGUCUGGCCCUGGACGCCCACUGGCCCUGGCGCCCACCCGUCUGGCCCUGGACGCCCACCCGUCUGGCCCUGGACGCCCACCCGUGGCCCGGACACCCACCCGUCUGGCCCUGGACGCCCACCCGUCCCUGGACGCCCACCCGUCUGGCCCUGGACGCCCACCCGUCUGGCCCUGGACGCCCACCCGUCUGGCCCUGGACGCCCACCUGUCUGGCCCUGGACGCCCACCCGUCUGGCCCUGGACGCCCACCCGUCUGGCCCUGGACGCCCACCUGUCUGGCCCUGGACGCCCACCCGUCUGGCCCUGGACGCCCACCCGUCUGGCCCUGGACGCCCACCCGUCUGGCCCUGGACGCCCACCCGUCUGGCCCUGGACGCCCACCCGUCUGGCCCUGGACGCCCACCCGUCUGGCCCUGGACGCCCACCCGUCUGGCCCUGGGACGCCCACCCGUCUGGCCCUGGACGCCCACCUGUCUGGCCCUGGACGCCCCACCCGUCUGGCCCUGGACGCCCACCCGUCUGGCCCUGGACGCCCACCCGUCUGGCCCUGGACGCCCACCCGUCUGGCCCUGGACGCCCACCUGUCUGGCCCUGGACGCCCACCUGUCUGGCCCUGGACGCCCACCCGUCUGGCCCUGGACGCCCACCCGUCUGGCCCUGGACGCCCACCCGUCUGGCCCUGGACGCCCACCCGUCUGGCCCUGGACGCCCACCCGUCUGGCCCUGGACGCCCACCCUGUCUGGCCCUGGACGCCCACCCGUCUGGCCCUGGACGCCCACCUGUCUGGCCCUGGACGCCCACCCGUCUGGCCCUGGACGCCCACCCGUCUGGCCCUGGACGCCCACCCGUCUGGCCCUGGACGCCCACCCGUCUGGCCCUGGACGCCCACCCGCCCUGGCCCUGGCCCGCCCACCCGUCUGGCCCUGGACGCCCACCCGUCUGGCCCUGGACGCCCACCCGUCUGGCCCUGGACGCCCACCCGUCUGGCCCUGGACGCCCACCCGUCUGGCCCUGGACGCCCACCCGUCUGGCCCUGGACGCCCACCCGUCUGGCCCUGGACGCCCACCUGUCUGGCCCUGGACGCCCACCCGUCUGGCCCUGGACGCCCACCCGUCUGGCCCUGGACGCCCACCCGUCUGGCCCUGGACGCCCACCCGUCUGGCCCUGGACGCCCACCCGUCUAG
Messenger RNA from Procambarus clarkii (red swamp crayfish), 2796 nucleotides. Lineage: Eukaryota; Metazoa; Arthropoda; Malacostraca; Decapoda; Cambaridae. The record is from RefSeq and is a predicted model, not a curated record.